Molecule: messenger RNA, 2468 nt
Organism: Oncorhynchus mykiss (rainbow trout)
Lineage: Eukaryota; Metazoa; Chordata; Actinopteri; Salmoniformes; Salmonidae
Gene: igsf5b
Product: immunoglobulin superfamily, member 5b
Source: RefSeq, a predicted model, not a curated record
AGGGAGGGGAGCUGCCAUGAAGCCUCUGUAGACUGGGGGAAUUUCAAUGGCAUUGUUCUCACUGGGACUGUGGGAGUGAGUCAUGAUGUAUGUUUGCCACCAUUUGUUCGAGGCAGGGAGCAAAGUUCCCAUUCGUCUGUGGUAAUGUUUAACAGGCUGGUUUUGGGUGAUAUGGUAGCUACAGUACACAACCGUCACACAAGAGGAAAUAUCAGAAGCAUCAUCAAUAGUGUUCCUCCUCUCACAGCCUGUGGUGCAGUACCUGUCAGAAAUCCUCACACUGAGCUUGGAACAAUGGCUUGACUGUUCUCUGGAAAGUAUGGACAACCUCAUCUCCUUGAUACUGCUGGCCUGUGUGGCUCAGGUGUUGAAUUCCCAGAUGCAGCUGAAUCCCAGAACCAUCACUUUGCUGCGAGGUGACACGGCCCGACUGAUCUGCAGCACAGCUGAGCCCUGGGAGGUGAUGGUGUGGAUCCUCAACGGUGGCUCUGUGUUGACCAUCUCAGCCCAGUACGGUAUUCUCUCAAACAACCCCAAUGUGAACGCCAUUAACUGCUCCACCAAUCAGCUCUCCAGCUGGGAAUUUACACUGAAUAGAGUCCAGCGCAGCAACCAGGGGCAGGUGACCUGUGACCUCCAAAACAUCCAGAGGCAAACUGCCGAUCUGUUUGUUCAAGAGAGGGGUAAUGUGGCCAUCACAGGGGGGAACGUGACUGUGCUGAAGGGGGAAGAGAUCCUGUUCCAGUGCCUGGCUGUAGGAUGGUACCCAGUGCCUAGUCUGACUUGGCUUGUGAAUGGCAGAGAGGUGGACCAGAGUCAGUACAACAUCAGCACGGAAGGGCCUGUUGAUGUGGAUGGGCUCUACAACCUGACCAGUAACCUCAGCGUCCAGGCAGCAGAGAGCUCUCAUGUGGAGUGCCUAGCCUCUGUCUCUGCCCUCCCCACGCCCCAGGCCAGCGGUGUACGCCUGACUGUGGUUGCAGAGGUGGGUGUGGAGAAUGUUUGUGACGACUGCGCUGUUCUAAUGGCAGUAACAGCCUCCGUGUCCGCCGUGCUCCUGCUCCUGCUGCUAAGCAUCUGCAUUGUCCUCUGUUACAUACGGAGGAGAAGAGCAAAAUCAAGCCUACCGGAGGAAAUAAGGAUAGACGAAUCAAAGAGCGGAAGAAGCUCCGUUGCCGAGGAGACCGGGGGGGAGGUCAACCUGGGAUACACCACAGAGGGCCACUCAGACGCUGGCCGCAGUGACCUCAUCGUCACUGGGGAAACCCACAGCCAGAUGAACUCCAUCAGCGCUCACAAGAUCCCAGAUGUUGUCUCUUCCAGUAACUUCUCGCCAACCACCAGAGAGAGUACUGCCCCAACUGACCACUGUGGAGAUGGCUCCAAGACAGUCAGAAGAAUGACUACGGUGUGAUCGUUGUAUGGUGUCCAAACAAGAUAUGCUGGAUUUUUACUGUUACAUUAGUGUAACAUUGCCAAUUAUGCUACACAACAUGCUUUUCAUUAAAUGUAUCACACUUUAUUGUACAUACAGUAGGUAUAUUCACUUGAUGUAAACUUUUUUUUAAAUGUUUGUAUUGUCACUGCAUAUUGUUUGUGGGGUUUUGUGUUCACACAGUUUUUGGGAUCACACAGACCAAGACAUCUGAUGACUGACUCUCUCAUACAUUUUUGUUCUCACUCACAUAUUCUUCCCAUGUUUUAGGAGGAGUUGUUCUCUCUUUCUGACUGAAAACAACAGAUUCAUCUUAUAAGGUGCACACUGUGAUUUAUGAUUUGACUGUGUAAGGUUCUUAGUUUGCUGUAUAAUAGUUAUAGUCAGAUUGUGUAGGAUGUAUAGUGCUGUUUAAAAUCAAGCUAGCUGCGCACAGCGCUGUUGUCCUCAUUUGGGUAUCAAAUCAACUGUGGUAUAUUAGUGAUGUGGAUUAAGAAACACAAUAGCCUGGACCCCACCGACUCAUGGGUUCAUCGUUGAUAUCUGUUGUGUAAGCCUAUGUUAAUCCUCCUGUCAACAGUUACAUGGCCAACUCACCAUCAUCACAAUGCUCAGCUAGGUUUCACAUUUUCAUAGGUGACAGGGUUCGGAAAAGAUAAAGCAUGGGACAAUUUUCGGUGAUAUAGUGGCAUGGUUUCAAGACCUCCUUGUAAGUAGAUGUUAACCCGGCAGUUACAUGGGUCUGUAUUGACCAAUCAUCACAAUGGUCAAUGAUAAGGCCUGGGAAGUGAGUGACAGCAGGUGUUCUAGUGGCAUUUUCCUCCAGUUGAGGUGUUAUAGGAUAGGGAUACCUUCCUGUGUUCAUUGAUGAAUGAUGCCGACAUUAAUAAUGUAUGCUAUCCCUUCCUGUGAAAAUGGAUACAAGUGACUUUCAACAAAACGGAAGACAAAAAUGGCUUUUUAUUACGUGAGAUAUGUAAACUUUCUCUUCAAAAGCUGCCUAUGAUAUAAAAAUAAAGCAUGUUCUAUAUUA